This is a messenger RNA of Lathyrus oleraceus (garden pea), 1110 nucleotides long. RefSeq lists its product as uncharacterized. Gene Ontology annotation, biological process: telomere maintenance; DNA replication; DNA repair. The transcript is spliced from 4 exons. Gene Ontology annotation, molecular function: DNA helicase activity. The record is from RefSeq and is a predicted model, not a curated record. NCBI's taxonomy places the organism in Eukaryota, Viridiplantae, Streptophyta, Magnoliopsida, Fabales, Fabaceae. Bases 1 to 1110 code for a protein of 369 amino acids. Gene Ontology annotation, cellular component: replication fork.
AUGGUUUAUCCUGAUGAGCUUGAAAUGCUGUUGAAUAAGAAAAUGGCCUUUAGAGUUAAGGUGCAGCCAACAUUUUCCCAAGCGUCUGUUUGGAAGCUUUGUGAUGAUGAAACCUUUGUUAAAGAGAUUGAAAAUGACUACAUAGUAGAAGACAAUCAGUCUAAAACUGAAUAUGCAAAGUUGGUCCCUAACAAAGAAAAUUUGGAAACUUCCGCACUUACAAAGAACAUGCGACUCCAACAAGCCGGCAAUACUUCAAGUACAUCUGAAUUAGAAUUGUUUUCUAAUUGGAUAUUAAAAGUUGGCGAUGGGAAAUUGGAAGAACCUAACGAUGGUUACACGGAUAUUCCUAUUCCAAAUGAUUUCUUAAUUUCUAACUAUGAUGAUCCACUAGAAGCCAUUGUUAGUGAAACAUAUCCGAAUUUUCUUAACAAUUACAAGAAUCCAGAAUUUUUGCAAUCAAGAGCUAUAUUGGCAGGAACAAUUGAAACGGUUGACAUCAUAAAUCAAUACGUUUUGGGAUUCAUACCAGGUGAAGAAAAGGAAUAUUUAAGUUCAGAUUUUGUAGACACAUUUGACGGUAAAGGAAAUGAAGCUUUUGAUGUUUUGACCCCGGAAUUUUUGAAUACACUUACAACUUCCGGUCUACCUAACCACAAGAUUAAAUUGAAGAUUGGGACCCCUAUUAUGUUGCUUCGAAACAUUGAUCAACCUGAAGGUCUCUGCAAUAGAACAAGGCUUAUAGUUACAAGAUUGGCAAACCACGUUAUCGAGGCAAAGAUUAUAUCUGGAAAGAAUAUUGGAGGGGUUAUCUAUAUUCCAAGAAUGGAUAUGACUCCAACACAAUCUCCGUGGCCACUCAAAAUGACUAGAAGGCAAUUUCCCAUAACUAUAUGUUAUGCUAUGACAAUUAACAAAUCUCAAGGUCAGUCAUUGGAUUAUGUUGGAUUGUAUUUGCCUAGAAGUGUAUUUAGUCAUGGUCAACUAUAUGUUGCAAUAUCAAGGGUCAAAAGCAAAAAAGGGCUUAAGAUAUUAAUCCAUGACAAGGAUAACCAUCCAUUGAAUUCUACAACAAACGUCGUGUUCAAAGAAGUUUUUGAAAACUUAUAG